Molecule: messenger RNA, 1496 nt
Organism: Labrus bergylta (ballan wrasse)
Lineage: Eukaryota; Metazoa; Chordata; Actinopteri; Labriformes; Labridae
Product: low affinity immunoglobulin gamma Fc region receptor III-A
Biological process (GO): cell surface receptor signaling pathway
Cellular component (GO): plasma membrane
Molecular function (GO): transmembrane signaling receptor activity
Source: RefSeq, a predicted model, not a curated record
ACCAGCUGGUCAGAGACGCUCCAGCCUGCACACGAUGAAGACUACUCUGCUGUUCCUCUUGCUGAGGCUCUACUUCACGUCUGCUCAAAGUCGUGCCACUCUGAUCGUCUCGCCCAGCAGCUCACAGUUUUUCGAGUACAACAGCGUCUCUUUGAUCUGUGAUCAUUCCAGCUCUGAUGAAUGGACGGUGUGGAGAUACACGAGUCGUACUAAACUAGAGUUGUCCAGCUGCAACUCGGGCUGGGGCAACCCGACGCCGUCCCGCUGCGAUAUCAAGGCCAUCAAACCGUUGGACAGCGGCAUGUACUGGUGUGAAUCAAAAUACAGAGACAGCAGCAACAUGGUCAACAUCACCGUCAUCACUGAUAAAGGUGUGAUCCUGCAAUCUCCAGCCGGCCUGGUGACGGAGGGAGAUAACAUCACUCUGAACUGUAAAGAACAGAACACCAACAAUCUCCAGGCUGAGUUCUAUAGGAACAACUUCUCCCUCAGUACCAAGCCUGAAGGUAACAUGACCAUCCACCAAGUGUCCAAGUCCAAUGAAGGAGAGUACAAAUGUCGCAUGAGUGAAAACAAGUCCUCACCCAGCUGGCUGCUGAUAGAAGAUGGUUUAGACCCGGCAGUGCUCACCGUGUCUCCAGACUCGUCUCAGACUUUUGAGUACAAAAUUCUGAAUCUGAGCUGCAGGCACGACCGCAGCUCUCACGGCUGGAGGAUCGCCAGGGUCACCUUGGAUCACAAGCUGUCCCACUGUGGAGUCGGCUGGGGGACACCCAGCUCCUCGGGCUGCUUCAUCCAAACCGCCAAGAAGACCGACAGCGCAGUGUACUGGUGUGAGUCUGCUACGAGGCAACGGAGCAACUCUGUCAACUUUACCGUACACCAUGGAAACGUGACCCUGCAGACGCCGCUCCGCCCGCUGACGGAGGGAGAUAACGUCACUCUGCUCUGUAAAACCAAGACGUCCCACACGCUCCCCUGUGACUUCUACAAAGACGGCGCCCACGUUAAGACUGAACCCGCAGGUCACAUGACCAUCCACGGUGUUUCCACGUCCGAUGAAGGCCUGUACUGGUGCCACAUCGCAGGUUACGGAGAGUCUCCGCCCAGCUGGCUGUUCGUCAGAGGUUCAAACAGUUCUCCUUCUCCCUCUGCGCUCACAAUCAUACUGAUACGCCUCCCAGUGGUGGUCGCUCCAUUCGCCAUCUGCACCGUGCUGGCAUUAUUUUCAUGUCGACACACAGGAAGGAACCUGCCCGCCGAGGAUUGUGAGGGAUCGGAACAGCCAUACGAUGAUGUCAUCGCUGAAGUCACCACAGAGCAUCAGUUCUAAUAUCGAAAUGAUAUUUAUUGAAGUGUCAUGAUUAGUGAACAUGUGUGUUUAUUAGUAAAGUGACGGAGAUGCUGAAUAAAUAUCUUAAAGGUGUUUUUGUUUGGGGUUCUGGUAACGCAGUGGUUAGUGUGCGCGCCCCACGUAUGGAGGCUGUAGUCCUCCA